AUGUUCCUCAUGUGUGCAAUGUUCCCCAUGUACACUAUGUUCCUCAUGUACACAACAUUCCUCAUGUACACAACAUUCCUCAUGUACACAAUGCGCUUCAUGUACACAAUGCGCCUCAUGCAAAAUAUCGAAAUCUCCGCUGUUUGCCAGUACACCCUUGCCAGCAUCCGGAAGGCAUUUGAAGGGCAGUAUAAAGAAGAUCAGGAAUCGCCGCGCUGGUGGUCACGGUACAUGGGCAGACUUCCAGACCCUCGCCCAGGAUCGUGUAUCACAGACGAGUUCAGGAGAAAGGGCUGGAAUAUAUCCCUUGACCUGCCAGACACUGUGCUGGACUUUGUGAAGAAGCACCCCCUGAUGGAUGAAGAGGUCAGACCUGUGAGAGGACGUCCGCUGUUCAUAAAGAGAAACGUGAACUACACCAAGAUUGUGGUGGACUCAGUCACUGCACUGGGUGGCAGGCAGUAUGAUGUGAUGUUCAUUGGCACAGUUAAUGGGUGGCUGCACAAGGCAGUGACCAUUGGUUCCCACACCCACAUCAUCGAGGAGAUCCAGCUCUAUGAGGAAUCCCAGCCUGUGGAAAGUCUAGUACUCGCCAGCACCCAGGGGAUGCUGUAUGUUGGAUCACAGAGCAGAGUACUCCAGCUCGCUGUGGCACAGUGCCAGAAGUACUCAACGUGCUUCGAUUGUGUCUUGGCUCGGGAUCCUUACUGUGCUUGGGACGGCAGUGUUUGCCGAGGGAUUCAGCUGGACGAGGACAGGGCACAACUGAUUCAAGACAUUGUGACUGGGAAGAACAGGUGCACGGAGAGCAAUCGAGUUGCUCCUUUCCAAGUGAAGAGCAGGUGGGUGCAGCGUGGCACCGAUGUUUUUUUGCAGUGCAUUCUCAGUUCCAACAUCGCCAUCGCCAGAUGGAAGGUCAAUGAGGAGGAAGUGCUGAGGAACGAUGAGAGACAUUACUACCUAGAGGAUGGCUCCCUGGUGAUUAAGGGGGUGCAGGAGGCUGACGAAGGGCAGUACAGAUGUUUCGCUGAGGAGAAUGGAGUGCGGUACCUCGUGGCCCUGCACAAUGUGAGCGUGGUGGACAGCUAUGAGCCCAUCUCCCCACCGUCCGCCCCUCAGCGGCUGAUCUCCAAGGGCCGCGAGUUCAUCUACCUGGUCGUCAUCGCCGCCCUGGUCGCCCUCGCCUUCGUCCUGGCCACUCUGUCCAUCUACCUGUUCUGCUCGCCCUCCAAGAGGGGCGGCUACAACUUGCGGCUGCCCAGCGCCUCGUUGGUGGAGCUGCAGCACGUUUCGGGCUCGUCCAGCGGCGGGAAAGCCGAAGAUGGGGGGGAUUCCGGCCCCCCGUACGGCGGCGAGCGCAUCCUGAAGAUCAUCCCGGGCGAGGGGGCGACUCACCCGAGGGACCUGGGUGAGCCCCUCCCCCCACCUCCGCCACCACCUCCCCUCCCGCUGCCCUUCCCCCACGACUCGCCCCCACCUCCGGCCUCUGUCACCCCCAAUGGCCUCCCGCACGUGCUGAGGAAGAUGAAUGGUAACUCCUACGUCUUGCUGCGUCAGACCAGCGAGGUGGGCUCCGGCCUACCCCACUACCACUCGUUCACCGAGGAGCUGAGCAAGAUGCUGGAGAAACGCAAGCACGCCCAGCUGGUGGAGAAACCGGACGAGAGCUCGGUGUGAGGCCGGGCCGGGGGAGGGUGGGGGAGGGGGCAGUUAGGGGAAGGGGAUGGGGGAGGGGCGGGAUGCGGAGGAGGGAGGUGAGGGGCACACCUCCCAGACUGCUGCGCCGCUACAUCUACCUCAGAAACUCGCCAAAGAUCCUCAGGCCUGGUUAGAGACAAAUAAAAACAAGCUGCAGAGGCUGGAAUCCAAGGUGGACAGGCCGGAGGAACACAAUAAGCCAGGCAGCACCAGGAGGUGGAGGGGUCGAUGUUCCCGGUGUAAUCCUUCUUCCUCAGGCAGCACCUUCCCAAACCCCAUGGCCGCUUUUGUCUGGAAGGACGGAGUGGGAGCAGGGCAGCAGAUACCUGGGAACAUCACGGGCGCCCUGCACGUUCCCCGCCGAGCCGCUCGACUUGGGUAAGAUAUUGGAUGCUCCUUCGCUGUCACCAGGUCCUAAUCGUGGAAUUCCUCCCUCUCUGAGGGCAUCGGGGGUCACCCCACAGCAGGUGGACAGCAGCGGUUUGAGAAGGCAGCUCACCCCCACCUUCUCAAGGGGCACCUAGGGACGGGCAAUCAGUGGUGGGCCCAGGCAGUAAUGCUGAUACACCAUGAAUGAAUCAUGAUAGAAAUGUCAGUAUUUAAGGGUAAUCCACUGCAGGAGGCUGACUCUAGCCUUGUCUGAAGGCCUUCUCUUUAUUCAGCCAAUCCGGGAUCCGAUUGUACAUAAGAGCAUUCACCUGUAUAUAACUCCGUGGCUUUAGUAUAACCUUUGGAUAUCAAUCAAAGGAGAGAUUUUAUAGAAAACCCACAAAGCUUUAAAACUGUGAAACACAGAAAGGAGAUCAGAGCAGGCAUCUCGAGUGUAUCUUUGAUGUUUCAUCGACCGAAUAUUGUCACACCCUUGAGCAGACCGGCCUUGAGGGGCUGAAUGGCUCUCCUCCUGUUCCUGUGCAGCCCAGCGGGAAAAUCCUGUGAAAAUACAGGCAGCUACAAACAGGCAGGAGAACUGCAAUGGUGAGUCAGUGCUGAACCUGACAUGUCUAUGGAAUGUUGUUUUCAGACAUUGGAAAUAGAUGGUAAAUAUAUUUUGGGCGCGCCGACAUAUAGACACUUUCCCGGUGAUAGAUCAGACCGCCCAUCUCGCGAAGCGGAGUGUCAUAUGGAGCUGAAUUCCAGCCACAAAAUAAAAUCAAAAGAACUGCUGAUGCUGGAAAUCAGAUGCAAAAACAGAAGUUGCUGGAAAAACUCAGCAGGUCUGGCAGUAUCUGUGGAGAGAAAUCAGAGUUAACUCGGAUCUGCUGAAAUUUUAAGCAACACUGGGUCCGAACUGAAGUAUCAGCGUCCGGAGAUGAAAGUGCAUUGCUCAGUAUUAAAACUGUUCACUUAAUUAUAAUGUGUGUAACUUGGACCAACCAUUUUGCCAGCACUUCCAGCGAUUAUUCUGUAACAGAGAAGGGAUGAAGAGGGGAAAUAAUCUUUUAAAAUCAUCUUUCUCCAUUUAAAAAAGAGUUGCAAUGCCACAUCCUCUCAUUGGGGGUUGGGGGGUGCAGUUUGAACUGAUGGGUCAUCCUCUGUUUGGAGUGAUAAGGAGUUUUUAUGUUCCCAUUAUCAUGAAGAGUGGGGGCUUAGUGUCUGACAGGUACAGAUACAGGGAGGUGGGGGAAGAGCUGAAGAAAAGGGGGAAAGACUGGGGGUUUGGGAAAUGUUUUAAUUAAUUCAUGGGAUUAAAGCAUCACUGGUUAGG
This is a messenger RNA of Chiloscyllium plagiosum (whitespotted bambooshark), 3403 nucleotides long. Lineage: Eukaryota; Metazoa; Chordata; Chondrichthyes; Orectolobiformes; Hemiscylliidae. The record is from RefSeq and is a predicted model, not a curated record.